This is a messenger RNA of Pocillopora damicornis (cauliflower coral), 3571 nucleotides long. Its product is annotated as kelch-like protein 18. Gene Ontology annotation, molecular function: protein binding. The record is from RefSeq and is a predicted model, not a curated record. Lineage: Eukaryota; Metazoa; Cnidaria; Anthozoa; Scleractinia; Pocilloporidae.
CUUUUAUUCUCUUAUUACUGAACACAAAUGCUCACAUUGCAUACAUGUGCCAAAUUACUUUACCAACAGAAGCAUUCCAGAACAUUUGGUUCAAAUUGUUUUGUGAGAACUCUUGUUGGUGCAAAAACCCAUAACAAGUUCUUGGAACAUUUCCAUAUUUCCCCCUAAAUCGUGGAACACCAUUCCUCACGACAGGGAAUUGUAGCAUGUAAGAAAAGUUUAAAACUCAUAUUUUUGAAGGAUUCUUAACAGCCCCAUAAUUGAUCAAGAUUCAGCUGUAUUUAAAUCAUCUGCUUGUGUAAGAUUUUUAGUACCUGUAAUACUAUUUGUCAAAUGCUGUGGAUAAUUAGUGGAUAUGGCACUGAAGAAGAGGGGCUGGUCACUACACACACCCAAGCAUUUUACACACAGAGAGGAUUGGUGGAGGGAAAUCGUGCCAUAUGUAACAGGUUGUUUUAUUGUUAGAUCCAUUGGUUAAUUGCCAAAGUAGAUAAUUGAAUUUGACAGAAACCAGUUAAAGGCACUUCUGAUUUUGCUCAAAUGAAACACAAUGUUAAGCUAAUGUUACAAUAAAUAAAUAAUUUAUAAGAAAUGAAACAUCAAGAUAAAAAAAGCAAGGAAAAUGAUAUUUGGUAGUAAUCACCAGAAACUUGAUCAAUGUGCAUAUAAAAAGAAAAGGGAAAAGGGUGAGGCAAUUGGGAAAAUCAUUGAUUUUUUUUUAAAGGGUCUAGAGAGAUAAAUGCCCCUCUUUCGUGACAAACCAGAAAAUAAUGACUCAAUCAAAUUAGGCGCAUUAAAUUGCCUUAAAAUGACAUUUGUCAAUCAGGUUUGAUUGGCAUCGGGAAAGUAUCGGUAAUCGACUUAUCGCGUCUGUUUGUCAUAACAACACCUGUGAGGCGUCACGUGACCGGCAAUGCGAUAACAAGAAAAUGGCGUCAGAGGAGAGUUUGCUUUUCUGUGUUCCUGAAUUUUCUUCCCAAGUUUUCUCAGGGCUACACAGCCUUAGAAAAGAUGGGAAGCUCUGCGACAUUCAACUUGGUGUAGGUGAUUUCCAUUUGAAGUCUCAUCGUGUGGUUUUAGCUGCUGCGAGUAGCUAUUUUAAUGCCAUGUUUACUGGAGACAUGAAAGAAAGUCGUCAAGAUGAAGUCAUCUUGUUCGGCGUGGAAUUUUCAGCUUUAGAGGAUCUGGUGAAUUUCUGCUACACAGGAAGGAUUGAAAUCAACGUAGAUAAUGUGCAGAAUUUACUAUGUGCCUCCAACCUGCUGCAGUUGGCGAGUGUAAAGCAAGCGUGCGUUGAGUUUCUCCACCGCGUUCUUCAUCCGACAAAUUGCCUCGGUAUCCGGUCUUUCGCUGAUACAUAUUCUUGCAUAGAUCUCGUCAAAGCAGCUGAUGUUUUUGCUGUGAAAAACUUCUCUGAGGUUGCAAGGAGUGAAGAAUUCUUGAGCUUGGCCCCCGAGGCGGUGGUGGAGAUGAUCUCGCGGGAAGAAUUAAAUGUCCGCACAGAAGAAGAAGUUUUUGAAGCAAUUUCAGCUUGGGUGAGAAGAGAAGAAGACGAGCGCAAAGAUUUCCUUCCAGAAUUACUCAAGAACGUGAGACUGCCUUUGAUUAGCCCGCAGUAUCUAUGCGACAAAGUCUCCAGCGACGAGCUGAUAAAGAGUAAUUUAGCAUGCCGUGACUUGGUAGACGAAGCUAAGGACUACCUCCUCAUGCCUGAGAGGAGAUGUAAGCUUCAGUCGAUCCGCACGAAACCAAGGCGAUGCAGUGAAGCUGCAUGUCUGAUUUAUGCUAUUGGCGGCCUGACUUCCUCUGGGGAGGCUCUUAGCACCGUGGAAACGUACGAUACUUUGACCGGACAAUGGUUGCCUGGCUUACCUAUGAGCACGUUGCGUACCCGUGUUGGAGUAGCUGUCCUAGAUAAAAAGCUGUAUGCCCUUGGUGGAUUUGAUGGCCACAAGCGACUGAGCACAGUGGAAUGUUUUGAUCCACAGUUUCAAACAUGGAAGGCAGUUGCUCCCAUGAAUACACGUCGCAGUGCUCUUGGUGCAGUGGUAGUAAGUGGAGGGAUAUAUGUUGUAGGUGGGUAUGAUGGCCACAUCUCACUGAGCACAGUAGAGUGCUAUUCUCCUGCAGUCAACAGCUGGAAGUUUGUAGCCCCAAUGGGGACACUCCGCAGUGCUGCUGGUGUCACAGAGUUGAACGGAAAGAUUUUUGCCAUUGGUGGACACAAUGGCUUAUCAAUAUUUAACACUGUGGAAGUGUACAACCCACAAACCAACACAUGGGUGCAGAGUCCGCCAAUGAGUGUUCGCAGAUGUAGAGUUGGUGUUGCCACUUUAAAUGGCCGCAUCUAUGUGUGUGGAGGGUAUGAUGGCAGUUGCUUUCUCAACACUGUUGAGUGUUUUGACCCUGAGACUGGGCAAUGGACUUUUGUAGCCCCCAUGAAUACUCGCCGCAGUAGGGUAGCUGUGGUGACUCUAGGAGGAAGGUUGUAUGCGAUUGGAGGCUACGAUGGCUUGUCAAACCUUAAUACUGUGGAGUGCUUCGAUGUACUGAGCAAUAGAUGGACCCCUGUGGCAUCCAUGGGCAUGCACCAAGGAGGUGUUGGAGUGGGAGUGCUUCCUAGAGGACCAUUUUCUUAGGAGAUGGUGCAAAAAAAAUUCCUUUUUUAAAAGAGAGAAUUGCACCUUAAAGAACAAAUCUCUUGGCAGAUUGGUAGUCAACAUUCCUUUCAGAAGAAAUCAGUAAAUUCAUUGGAAUAACUUUAAAAGUUAUUAUUUGCCAUGCAAAGGGGAUUUAAAGGUUAAAUAUCAUUUACAUAUCAUGUACUCGAUUAUAAUUAUAUUGCUUCACUUUUUGAAAGUGAAAUAAGAUUCCCUUGGUAAGUUUGUUAUGAGCCUGAGUAUUUUCAUCUAAUCUAAAACCGCAGGUAAUUUCACAAUUCAUUACAGGUACUCCAAUUAAAUAAAAUCAUUAUUUAUUUUUGGCUAGGACUUGCUUUGGAAGCUUCCACUAUGUCAUGAUGGAGUUUAAUAAAAAUUUAAGUAUAAAAAUCUUUUUGUUCUUUAUGAAGUUGAAUUGAAUUCGUUAUCAGUAUAUAUGAAUAAGAUUUUUGAUCAUCCCAGUUUACACAGAGGAUUGGUUGGUUAGCAAUAAAAUUUAAUUUUGUCACAACAAUUUUUAAUUAGUUUUUAUGAAUACUUUGUUAGGUGGCCUUGAACUGAAAAAUAACUUUUCUGGGAUCAUUAGAAAAGAUGACAGUGAACUAAAAAGGAUACUGGAGCAAUGAGAAAGGAUAGUACUGAGGUCGAAUAAAUAUUUGUGUAAAAUCCAGAAACUGAAAUAUAUUUAUUCAGUCAUUUAUAAUUCACAAGAUUUACGUAUAAUUUAUGCUAAUUAUUCAUAGUUUGUUAGGUAUGUAGUUUGAAAUUAUGCUAAAAAUACCAGUUAUUUCCAAGUUGGUGCAAGAAAUUUGUGUAUUUAUUACAAUUUUCACCAGGAAAGCUUGUUUAAUUUAAAGGGCCAUUUUCAUUAAUCAGCAGUUUACCUUUCUUAUUCUACUUUGGAAGAAAGA